AUGGAAGUGUUUGCUGAUCUUGAGCAAACUCUUACAAGAAUGAAAGCUAGUGGUGAGUCUGAUGUUGUAACUUUAAUUGAGUUUCAAAAGAAGAUUGGAUGGAAGAGGCAUACAACAUCUCUUGCCUUGUAUACAAGGAAAAUGCUUUUGGCCCUGAGGCAUGGCAAUGGAUCUAGUAUGUGCUUCCUCUAUGGACGUCAUAAUUCAAUGGAACUGUGUCAUGAAAUGGGUCCCAUAGUUUCAUUCAACUUGAAAAGGCCAGAUGGCUCUUGGUAUGGAUACCGUGAAGUUGAAAAGCUGGCAUCUCUUGCAGGAAUUCAGCUAAGGACAGGAUGCUUCUGCAAUCCAGGUGCAUGUGCAAAAUACCUUGGCUUGUCUCACUUGGAUCUUCUUACAAAUACCGAGGCUGGCCAUGUUUGUUGGGAUGAUCAUGAUAUAAUUAAUGGAAAACCUAUUGGAGCUGUAAGAGUAUCUUUUGGCUAUAUGUCAUCAUAUGAAGACGCCAAGAAAUUUGUUGAUUUUAUAGCACGUUCCUUCAUGUCACCUCAAAAUCACAUUGACCGUGGGAAUCAAUUGAAAGGCCUUGAGCAGGGUUUUCUGGAUUCUGGUUAUUAUCUGAAAUCAAUUACAGUAUAUCCAAUAAAAUCCUGUGGAGGUUUCAGUGCUAGAAGUUGGCCUCUAAGCAACAAUGGCCUGAAACACGAUCGAGAGUGGAUUCUUAAAAGUCUAAGUGGUGAAAUUCUUACGCAGAAAAAGGUUCCUGAAAUGGGCUUUGUAAGCACCUUUAUUGAUCUCAGUCAGGGACUGUUAUUUGUAGAGUCUCCACGUUGCAAAGAAAGAUUGCAAAUCAGGCUUGAGUCAAAUGUUUAUGAUGGUGCUAUAGAGAGCAUUGAACUAUAUGGCCAAAGGUACGAGGUGUAUAGUUACAGCAAUGAGACCAAUGCAUGGUUUAGUAAAGUCAUUGGUAAACCUUGCACUUUGUUACGGUACUCCAGCUUCGAUCAUGAUUUUGCGUUGAAUAAGACCAAUGGUGCAGUCACAUGUAGAGAUGCAAAGUGCAUGCUCAAUUUUGCCAACGAAGCACAGUUCUUACUUGUAUCUGAGGAAAGUGUUGCUGACCUAAACAAAAGAUUAAGUUUAGAUGUACGGAAGGGCGUAUGUGGAACAGCAAUCCAAGUCAAUGCAAGUAGGUUUCGUCCCAACCUUGUAGUAUCUGGAGGGAGGCCUUAUGAUGAAGAUGGAUGGAGAGACAUUAGGAUUGGAAAUAAGUAUUUCCGAUCGCUAGGGGGAUGUAAUCGAUGCCAGAUAAUCAACCUUACCAUCAAUGCUGGACAAGUGCAAAAGUCAAAUGAACCUUUGGCAACUUUAGCAUCAUACAGGAGAGUAAAGGGAAAGAUUUUGUUUGGCAUACUACUGAAAUAUGCAUCUAUUGAUGGCGAGCAGCAACAAGGUGAUUCCUGGCUUCAUGUGGGGCAGGACGUACAUCCAGAAUGAAGUGUGCAAUUUAUACAUAUAAUCAUGGGAAAUACUAGUCUCAUGUUGUAGAAGACUAGUAUCUUAUUCCAUAGAUACUUCGAUAAUUAUAUAUACAAAAUGCCCCCAAACUCAUCAUGUCUUCUAAUUCUAUAGGAAGCCCGUGAUGGUGUAGUGCCCGUUGCCUCUAUGCUAAAGUAUUAUGUAUUUUCUUCUUUUCUAUGUUGUACAGUUCCAUAAGAGGAUACGAGAUAUGCUGGGUAAUAUGAGAAUGAAUAUCGACAAAAUGCAUAGUGGUAACUUAUACAUUUAUCUUAUGUUGUAUAUUGACAAUAGAAAAAUCAAUAAUAAAGAGGGCAUAAUGUG
Messenger RNA from Gastrolobium bilobum, 1839 nucleotides. Its product is annotated as molybdenum cofactor sulfurase-like. The record is from RefSeq and is a predicted model, not a curated record. The transcript has 13 exons. NCBI's taxonomy places the organism in Eukaryota, Viridiplantae, Streptophyta, Magnoliopsida, Fabales, Fabaceae. Gene Ontology annotation, molecular function: molybdenum ion binding; catalytic activity; pyridoxal phosphate binding. Bases 1 to 1494 code for a protein of 497 amino acids.